Molecule: messenger RNA, 2511 nt
Organism: Lactuca saligna
Lineage: Eukaryota; Viridiplantae; Streptophyta; Magnoliopsida; Asterales; Asteraceae
Source: the annotation of a GenBank genome assembly
CUUGUAUCUCUCUACAUCCCGCCUAUACACCCGAUCGAUCAACAAAUAUCACUUUCAGUCUCAGAUCCAGCUCAAUCAAUCCUUCAAGCUUUGUGCACAGAAAUGGAGAAAAUAUGCGUAGCAGUGAGAGUGAGGCCACCCGUUAAAUCAGACGAGGAUUCCAAUUCCAAUUGCAGUCACUGGAAGGUAGAUGACAACCGUAUUUCUCUGCAUAGGUCUCUAUCCGGCACCCCUCUUCCCCCUGCUCUUUCUUAUGCUUUCGAUCAUGUUUUCGACCAAAAUUGCUCCAAUUCUAGCGUUUAUGACCUCCUUACCAAGGACAUUAUCCAUGCCGUCGUUGAUGGGUUCAAUGGCACUGCGUUUGCUUAUGGACAAACAAGUAGUGGAAAAACGUUUACAAUGAAUGGGUCUGAAAAUGAUCCAGGAAUUAUUCACAGAGCUGUCAAAGAUAUUUUUACCAAGAUUGAAAUGUCAACCGAUAGAGAGUUUCUCAUUCGAGUCUCAUACAUGGAGAUCUAUAACGAAGAAAUCAAUGAUCUUUUUGCUGUUGAGAAUCAGAAACUUCAGAUUCAUGAGAGUUUGGAACGUGGAAUAUUUGUUGCAGGACUCAGGGAGGAGAUUGUUAAUAGUGCUGAGCAAGUUCUAAAGCUCAUUGAAAUGGGAGAAGUUAAUAGGCACUUUGGUGAAACUAAUAUGAAUGUCAGAAGCAGUAGGUCCCACACAAUCUUUAGAAUGGUGAUUGAAAGCAAGGGGAAAGACUCAACUAAUUUGGAUGAUGCUAUCCGUGUUUCUGUCUUGAAUUUGGUAGACUUAGCUGGAUCUGAACGGAUUGCUAAAACUGGAGCUGGUGGAGUUCGGUUGAAAGAAGGAAAACACAUCAACAAGAGUUUAAUGAUUCUUGGAAAUGUCAUCAAUAAAUUGAGUGAAGGCGCAAAACAAAGGGGACAUAUUCCUUAUCGUGAUAGCAAACUCACCCGUAUCCUUCAACCUGCACUUGGUGGCAAUGCAAAAACUUCUAUCAUUUGUACUGUGGCACCAGAGGAGGUUCAUGUAGAGGAAACAAAGGGAACCCUACAGUUUGCAAGUAGAGCUAAACGUAUCACUAAUUGUGUUCAAGUAAAUGAGAUUUUGACGGAUGCUGCGUUAUUGAAGAGACAGAAAAUGGAGAUAGAGGAAUUACGCAUGAAACUUGAGGGAUCUCAUGCGGGGGUGCUGGAGCAAGAAAUCUUGAAAUUGAGAAAUGACAUGCUCAAGUAUGAGCUAGAGCGUGAAAAGCUUGCUAUGGAAUUAGAGGAAGAGAGGAAAUCACACAGAGAACGAGAACAAUGCUCUAAUGGAAUUUCUUCCCAUAAUGGAGAAUCCUUAAGAAAAAAUCUGAAAGAAGAAGCAAGUGACACUUGUAGCACACAACAAGGAGAUGCUUUUAGUACCCCAACUUUUAAACCGAUUCCAAAUUCAUUUGUUGCUAAAAGAUGUUACAAUUCUACAACACCUCUAUAUAGUCCACUUCCAGAUGCUUUUGGUGAUGUUGUUGAUGAAGACACGUGGUUCAAAAUGAACAAUGGCUUCAUAGCUGACCUUGAUUCAAUUCGUAUGACUCCACCAAAAGAACUUUCAUCCAUAACAUCAUUUGAUAAAAUUCAAUUGCAGGAUUCCUCAAUUGACAAUUACAAAGAAGUUGAAAAUCUUCGAAAGCAAUUGCAACAAGCUAUUGAUGAAAGAAAUGAAUAUGAGAAACAGCAUAAAGAACAAGUAGCAUUGAACAAUCAGUUAAUGGAGGAGAUAUCUAAACUUCAAGAAAUCCCUCAAAAGUUGAGUCAAUCUUUGGGAAACUGCAAAGCUGUAAAUGAGGAAAUGUUCUCUACUUUUAAGGGUUUUGCAGAAGAUGAAAAGUCGGCAACUGCAAACUUGUUUUCUAAAACAAGUGAAUUCGUGAUGUCUCUUAUGUCAGGUUUUGAAGCACAAAUUUAUAUGGCUAUGAAUGGGUUUAGAAAAGCAGAUGAUGAAAAAGGAAGUUCAUAUUCAGAAGAAUACAAGAAGAAAAAUAAGGAUUGCACAUUGGAAACACAAAUUACUUGUUGGAAGAAAGAAAUGAGUGAUGAAAUCAAACUGAUCAAGGAAAGAUACGAAAACCUUGAGGAAGAGUUGGAUACGAAUAACCAGCUUCUAGAAGCUUCUAAAGCAAGAAUUCAUGGUCUUCAAAAGGAAUCUCAAGUUUUAUCAGAAGAAAGAGAUGAUUUACUUGUAACAGUUUCUGAUUCUUGGAAAAGAAAUGCAUGGUUGAAGGAGCAGAAUGAAAAGAUUUUGCAGGAUUUGACAUGUGAGAUUCAAAAAAGGAAAGAUCUUGAAAACGAUAUCAAGCAGUUUAGUGUUGGUUUUGUUUCAAGUAAAAACGAGAGGCGACUUAGGGUUGAGUGGAGAUAUGAGAUGGUGGUGGCGAUUAUGGUGUUGUUGAUGAUUCCACCGACGGUGGUGAUGUUGUUUAUGCUUCCAUGUACAGUUCCUUCCUGA